GGCAGUACAUCUAGAUCCUUGAUCACCAAGUUUACAUCGAACAUAUUCAUGAAACCAAAGCUGCAGGUAAGAAAACUGCAGCCUUGAUCAUUAUGAUUAUCUGAGGUUAACUUCCAACACAAAAGUCUUGAUGGUGUUAAUGGAGGAGGCGUUCGAGUCAUGAUUUUCUGAAAUAACCUUUAUGAUUAUAUAAAGUGAGGAGGUAUUCUGGUCAUGAUUUUAACUUGUACUAUUGUAUUAUCUUUUUAGUGAAAUCUUGUUGGUUUCAUACCUUUAAAGCUAACCGGUCAUGCUAAUAUAAUCCAACCUAAAACAAGAGAAAAAGAACCAUUAUUCUAAGCAAAAAGAUCGAGCAAAAGAAGAGAGGUAGGAAAGAGAGAGCUCUGCACAUUAAUUUGAGGGGAAAAAAAAAGGGUGUCACAGCGAUGGCAACGCCAAAACAGAUGUUGGAGCAGCAGCAAUCACAAAUGCAACAGCUGGUGAUCAAGAAUUCGGGAAUUAUGAUGAGUGGGAGCCCGACAAAGGAGCUGAUCGACAAGGAAGAAGACAUGUCAAAGUCGGUGCUGGUUAUGUUCCGCGCAAAGGAAGAAGAAAUUCAGAGGAAGAAGAUGGAGGUUAGGGACAAGGUUCACACCCAGUUGGGCCGCGUCGAAGAAGCAACAAAGCGACUCGCAGAGAUUCGGGAAGAGCUUGAGGGUCUCACAGAUCCAAUGAGGAAGGAAGUCGGUCUGAUUCGCAAGAGGAUAGAUGUAGUUAACAAAGAGUUAAAGCCACUGGGGCAGAACUGCCAAAAGAAGGAGAGAGAAUACAGGGAAGCCCUUGAGGCUUUCAAUGAGAAAAACAAGGAAAAAUCUCAACUAGUUACCAAAUUAAUGGAGAUGGUGAGUGAAAGUGAGAAAGUGAGGCUGAGGAAGCUGGAGGAGCUCAGCAAAAAUGUGGAUACCCUGAAAUAAGAUGCAUGCAUGUAUGCAUGCAUGCGUUUAUCAAAGAAAACUAGAUGAUCAUCAUCAUCCAUGGGUAUUCGUGUGCUGUAAUUAGAUAGCUAGCACAGUACGUACGUAUACGUAGCUUAAUUUUUCUUGAAUUUUUGGUAUAUCUUUUAAUUUCUCUCUAAUUAAUUACUGGUUUUUCCUUGGAAGGUUUUCUCCUUUCAACAUUA
This is a messenger RNA of Juglans regia (Persian walnut), 1159 nucleotides long. RefSeq names its product structural maintenance of chromosomes protein 1A-like. NCBI's taxonomy places the organism in Eukaryota, Viridiplantae, Streptophyta, Magnoliopsida, Fagales, Juglandaceae. The transcript has 4 exons. Bases 426 to 953 code for a protein of 175 amino acids. The record is from RefSeq and is a predicted model, not a curated record.